Molecule: messenger RNA, 1757 nt
Organism: Microtus ochrogaster (prairie vole)
Lineage: Eukaryota; Metazoa; Chordata; Mammalia; Rodentia; Cricetidae
Gene: Fcgr2a
Product: Fc fragment of IgG receptor IIa
Exons: 6
Coding region: 407-1210 (267 amino acids)
Biological process (GO): positive regulation of tumor necrosis factor production; antibody-dependent cellular cytotoxicity; positive regulation of phagocytosis
Cellular component (GO): external side of plasma membrane
Molecular function (GO): IgG binding; IgG receptor activity
Source: RefSeq, a predicted model, not a curated record
AAAAAAAAAAAAAAAAAAAAGGCAAAUUGUCCCAUCGGGGAACGGACCCGCAGUCUCCCGCGUGACAGGCAAGAGUAUUCAUCACUAUACUAAAGAGGAUAAUGGCACCCCUGCUUUUGUGAAGCUGGCCCCAUUCGGACAGGCCUGCCAUUCUCCAGUGCAGACCAAACACAAAAGCCUCGCGGACUCCGUGGGAACGCCUCUCCCACCACGUCAGGACCUGCAGCCCUGUGUGACAACCGAGUAUCUGCCCCCUGCCGCCAGAGGUGUGAAGAGACUGCGAGGCAGCAGGAGAGGCUGGUGCGACACCUGGGCGGUCCUGCGCCGAGUCGGGGUUGAGUGGUGUGGUAUGAACAUUUCGAAAGUUCGUCUCCUAAAGCCCUUCAGACUCUGACCCAGUUCUUGAAUGACUCUGGAGAUACAGAUGUUUCAGAAUGGACAUUCUGGUGGCCGAUGGCGCCUUCAGCCACUGACAAUUUUCCUGCUGUUCGCUCUUGCAGACCAGCAGACUGCGGAUCUCCCGAAGGCCGUGGUGAAACUUGAGCCCCCAUGGAUCCAGGUGCUCAAGGAAGACAGUGUGACAUUGAAGUGCGAAGGGACCCACAACCCUGGGAACUAUUCGACCCAGUGGCUCCACAAUGGGAGCUCUCUCUGGAGCCAGGUCGGGCCCAACUACACGUUUAAAGCCACAGUCAAUGACAGUGGAAAAUACCAGUGCAGACUGGAGGAGAACAUCCUCAGCGACCCUGUACAACUGGAAGUGAUUGCUGACUGGCUGCUGCUCCAGACCCCUCAACUCAUGUUUAAGGAAGGAGAAACCAUCAUCUUGAGGUGCCAUAGCUGGAGGAGCAAACCCCUGAACAAGAUCACAUUAUACCAGAAUGGAAAACCUAUAAAAUAUCGUCAGUCCAACAGCACCUUCUCCAUCUCCAAAGCAAAUCACAGCCACAGCGGUGAUUACCACUGCACAGGAUACCUAGGGAAGGGACAAUACAAGUCGAGGUCUGUGACCAUCACUGUCCAAGGUUCAGCAGAUGCACUUGCCAUCUCUCUACUUUGGUACCACAUCUCUUUCUGCCUCAUGAUGUUCCUCCUGUUUGCAGUGGACACGGGCCUUUAUUUCUAUUUACGGAGAAACCUUCAAACCCCGGUGGAGGACUGGAGGAAAUCCCUGUCAGUCAAAAAGCGUCAGGUUCCUGAGGGCAAAUGACAUCUCAUCACAUGGCAGAACAGCAAUGGCAGCAACAUCUUUUCAGCUCCCCCCCACCCCAGCCUUCCUUUGAAAGCAACUUAGGACCAGGCCUGAUGUGUGGUCCUGUAAUUACAGCUACUUAGGAGGCUGUGGCGGGAGGAUCACAAGUUCAAGGCCUGCCUAGGUUACAGAGUGAGUGCAAGUCUAGACUUGAUAAUUUAGUAAGAUCUAUUUCAACAAAAGUAGGCUGGGUGGGGAGUGUAUAGGUGUGUGUUUAGAUGGCUCACCAGGAAAAGGCACCUGUGGCUAAGCCUGCCAACAAGAGGAGAGUUUUGUCCUUGGGACGCAUAUGACGGAAGGAGAGAACAAAUUCCUGAAAGCUUUCCUCUGAUCUCCACACACCCACCACGACAGGCUCACUGUCUCUCUCUACACAAAAUAAAUUAAAAUGUACAUUUUUUUCCAUAAGAAAAGGAGAAAAAAGAAGGCGAAGAAUGGUGGCAGAACUCUUAUUCAGUUUACAUGAUGUCUUAGGUUUGACCUCCAGCAAUAAAACAAAAAUCAA